Messenger RNA from Chrysemys picta bellii (western painted turtle), 4835 nucleotides. The record is from RefSeq and is a predicted model, not a curated record. NCBI's taxonomy places the organism in Eukaryota, Metazoa, Chordata, Testudines, Emydidae.
AUGCUGAGGUCUGUCAAAAAAACAUUACCUAGAAAUGAACAAGCAGAUGAGACAACCUACUUAGCAAAUUUAGCAGUACAGAGAAAUGCCAGUGCCUUCUUUGACAAAUUUGACCGAAGUGAGUUACAGGAAUUACUUACCACUACCUCUUGUAGCUGGCUGGCUUCUAAAGAUGACCUACGCCAGCCAUUAGAACUUCCCAGUGGACUUAUGGGUCAGCUAAAAAACAUAAGUUUCCCGACUGCAAUUUUCCUAGCACCAGUGGUGCCAGAUGUACCUUUGGACUGUAAAGAAGUUCAUCAGAUUGUGAGAGAAUUGGCUGUAGGAAUUUACUGUUUAAACCAAAUUCCUUCCAUCAGCUUAGAUUCCAAUUACGAUCACAGCACAUCUUGUCAGCUUCCUCCAGCUUACAUUGACACCAGAAUUGGACAAAUCUUGAUCAGUGUUGACUACAUGUUAAAAGCACUGUGGCAUGGUGCGUAUAUGCCCAAAGAGAAACGUGUUAGGUUCUCUGAAUUGUGGCGCUCCAGUAUGGAUAUUGAUAUGGAUGGGAAUCCACAAACAGAAAAAAAUAUUUUUUCAGAGUUUUGUUCAGCAGGUCUAGUUGAUCUUUCCAAUGAACCAGAUUUUGAGGGAAUCUAUGAUGAAAACAUGAAUGAAGAUCCAACUUAUGACCCUAACAGUGCACAAGAAAAAAAUCUCUUUAUGCAGUAUGCAGACAAUAUACUACUUAAGUUGACAUUUGGUACUAUACAAGUUCAGCAGCAUGAAAAUGUUUGUAAAUUUGAUGCAGCAUAUGGGCUUUCUAAUGUGAUAAAAUUGACUGAGGAUCACCUUGACACAGUAACAUACCAAAGGGUGCAGCAGAGGCUAAUUCUUCAGGAAAAACUUGUGAAGAAGCACUUAGAGAAAAAAGCAGAAAUCCGUAAGAAUAUUGAAUAUCUAAAAAUAAUGAGCUUUCUGAUUCCAUUUUUACUUGGCUUAAAAAGAAAGAUGAAAAUUCCAAAUUUAAAUCAACUUCUUCAACCAUAUUCAGAUGAUAAAGUUAAGACUGAACGAGAAUUGCCUCCAUUUGUGUUUGGGCCAGAUUUUAAAUGCCAACAUUUUCAUUACAUAAAGAAUGAGUAUUUUCAUGUCCAUGGAGGAAUUGAAUUUGAUGUUGGUACACCUUCUCUUGAGGAUGUUUCAGAAAAGAUAAAGGCCGUCUUUGAUGACAUACAGAUUUGUGCAUCAAACCAUGUAGCCCAGUUGUUAGACCCGGAUAUACCAUACAGAGAACAUUACUCCAUACCAAUCAUGGAAUUUGAUGGAAAGAGCUACUAUGUGAUCUCCAUUGAAUUGGAAACUUUUUAUCAGCAGCUAUAUAAAACCCCAUGGUGGGGAGCCAUAAAUGAAAUAAUAAGCACUCUCAAGCCUAAAAGGCUUCCAUUAACUGAUAUCCAGUCACUGGAGCAAUUCAAGAAAAGAUUUGGUUAUAAGAAAGCUAUUAAAUGCAAGAGUUUACCUUAUGGUAUGAAGUCUGCUGCUGAGAGAGGACUAUCUGCUAUCUUCUAUACUUUUUGUCGUAAAACAUCUACUUCCAGUCUCAGUGUUGUAGAUGAAUAUGGUUAUGCUCUUCUCCAUCAUGCUUCCAUACACAACCGUGUGCCAAUUAUCUGUCAGCUGAUUAAAUCUCAUUUGAAUAUCAAUCAGAGGCGCAAUGUUCACUUUAACCAGGGAAGACGUUCACAGAAGAGUGAGACUAAGGGGGACAGAGCUGGAAAACCAAAUUUGCAAGAAAAGGAGACCUCUGGGGAAAGAACUGCUUUAGGCCCUACUGCUUUACACCUGGCAGCUCAGUGUGGAUCCAUUGAAGCACUUACUUGUCUUCUGGCCCUUAAGGCAGAUUAUAAAUUAACGGAUGAUCGAGGAUGGAUGGCUAUACAUUUUGCUGCAUUCUAUGACAACAUUUCCUGUAUCACGGUUCUCUAUAGAAAAGACCCAGAUCUACUAGAGGCUGAAACAACAGCUGAAUAUCAUUCUACUCCACUAUUGCUUGCAGCCACAUCUGGAGCAUUAGACACUCUUCAAUAUUUGUUUUCUCUUGGUGCCAACUGGAAGAAAACUGACAGUGAAGGAAACAAUAUAAUUCAUUUAGCAGUGCUGUACUUUCACACAGAAAUUCUCAAACAUCUAAUACAGCUAGAUAAUCCAGAUCUUCCAGUUUGGAAUACUCUUGUAGAGAUGUUACAGUGUGAAGACUCUACGAGGCCAGAAAUGGCAGUUAGAUCCUUGGAAGUUCUCUGUUUAGCAAAAGAUUUCUACUGGAAAUGCAUUUUGGAUUCAGGUGCUAUCCCCUCUCUAAUCAAUCUGUUGAAAGGCCAUCAGAUCAAGCUGGCAUGUAUAACAUCAGGGGUGUUGAGUAAUAUUUCACCACACAUCACCAUUUCUAAAGCUUUAGUAGAAGCAGGAGGCAUUUCAGUAUUAAUUGAAUUGUUGGGUUCUGGUGAACCUGAACUGCAAUCUCGCUGUGCUGUUAUCCUAUACGAUAUUGCCCAGUUCGACAAUAAUCAAAAUAUCAUUACUGAGCUGGGUGGAAUCCCUCCUUUGAUAAAUCUUUUGAAAAUUAAAUUACAGGAUUUGUUAGUUAAUGUAAUAAAUUGCAUCCGGGUGUUAUGCAUCCAGAACAAACAGAAUCAAAGCACAGUGAAGGAACAUCAGGGUAUUCCAGCACUUGUUCAGUUUCUAACUUCACAAUCAGAUGUGCUACAGGCUGUAUCUUCAGCAGCUCUUGCAGAACUUGCUCGGGGGAAUGAGAAGAUACAGGAUGCCAUUGCAAAUGCAGAUGCAAUUGGUCCUCUGGUUGAACUUCUCCGUGGAAGGAAAAUCACUGUGCAGGUGAAAGGUGCUAUGGCUAUAGAAGCACUAUCGGAUAACAACACGCAUAUACAGAAACUGUUUCUGGAAAAAUCAGCAACAAAAUAUCUUUUAAAGCUCUUGAAGGCAUUUCACUUGACAGUUAAGGAACAAGGUGCUACAACUUUGUGGGCACUGGCAGGACAAACACUGAAGCAGCAAAAGCUUAUGGCAGAACAGAUUGGGUACAACUUUAUUAUUGAUAUGCUCCUGUCACCAUCUGAUAAAAUGCAGUAUGUUGGAGGUGAAGCAGUCAUAGCUCUUAGCAAAGAUAGUAAACUUCAUCAAAAUCAAAUAUGUGAAGGAAAUGGAAUUGGUCCUUUGGUUCGAUUGUUGAGAAGCACAAAGAUAGCAGAGGGCACGCUCCUGAGUGUCAUCCGAGCUCUGGGGACCAUUUGUAUUGGUGUGGCUCAUACAAACAAUCCAGUCAGCCAGGAAAACAUAGUGGACGAACAGGCCUUACCAAUACUGGUUCACCUGCUUAAAAAUCAUAAUUCUCUUCAGAUAAAGGUUGAAGUUGCAUAUUCCUUGGCUUGCAUUGUUUUAAGGAACAGUAAUUUACAGACUGUGUUACAAGAGGAGGAAGGUUUCGAUUAUAGUGAUGUUCUUGAACUUCUUAAUGCACCUGAUAAGGAUAUUUGUUUACGAGCUGGAUAUGCUUUAGCCCUUUUUGCAUACAACAAUCCUGUCCAACAGUUCCUGAUAUUGGAGACCGGCGCAAUUAUGAUGUCUACAUUUGAACCUUUUCUACGAUCAGAAAUUGAGACAGAUAAAGCAAUGGCUGCAUUUCAGAUUGUUGUUUUAGCCAGAGUCAUAGUGGAUGUGGACCAAGUUACUUUGUCUGCAAGAGGUGUUACUAUUUUAGUUGAACUACUAAAUUCUGAAAAGACAGCUACUCUUGUUCUAACAGGGAAGUUAUUGGCUAGCCUGGCUCAUACAAGAGCAGGUGUUCCAGAAGCAAUUACUGAACUAGGAACUAUCAAACGUCUUUGUUAUCAUUUGUACUCAGAUAAAGAAGAGAUGCUGUGGCUUUGGACAGAAUGAAGGAAGGAGUAUCUCCUGUGAGGAAUGGGAAAAUGAAUUCACCUUAGGCAAGAAUGAUUCUGGUAUUCUUCACACCAACUUUUUCACACCUGGAACACACAGUGAGAUUCCUAUGUGAAUAUAGCUACCAGUUCAAAAACUCAUCUAGCAGACGUGAUGGUGACCAUUAAACAGAUUUUGAUGGAUAGGUAGAAUAGAGAUAUUGAUGUCAAUGGCUCAAAAGGGUGUGGCUUAGGACUUUUAAUUCCUAUUGGAGGUUCCAUUUGGGAACAAAUGGUUUAACCACAAGUUUAGCCAGUCUGAUUGCUCUAAGAAAUCUGGAUUCUUGAGGGUUGUCUUAAGGAACCAGAGGAUCAUAAAAUAGGAGGCUACUUAUUGAUGACACCUGAUGUGGUAUGGAGCUGGGCUGAAUUCCAUUGUUUACUCCUUCCUGAAGAAAGUCCAGGAUAUCUGAGGUAUCAGGAUCCUUGGGAUUUUUAUUAUGUUCUUCACACCACGAGCUAAACGUAGUCCAGAUGGAGGAGCAGCCCUUUAGUGUUGAAUCUUGCCUGGAGGAGAAGAGUUCUAAUUGCUUUGGAAGAUCACUUGCACAGCUAAGGCUUCUAAUGGUAACCGUGCCUCAAAGGGUCACAAUUGAGGAUGCCAAAUUCAGGAUGAACUGGUGAGAAAUAGGGCAGAUACACCCCAAGACUGAUGGCUAAUCCCCCUUAGGAUAUACCAAACCAGCAACAAAAGUAAACUUCUGUUUCACCACACUGGCUAACAAGAAGUCAUAAAAGCAGUUUCCCCUGUCAUUUCAGUCCUUGUAUUACCACUGAAAACACUGGAUUGAAAGGUGAGUGGUUCUUUACAACCAGUCUCAUCAACUAAAAGGUUCUUCUGAUCCCAAAGGACCA